Guillardia theta CCMP2712 is the source of this 561-nucleotide messenger RNA. RefSeq lists its product as hypothetical. The transcript is spliced from 6 exons. The record is from RefSeq and is a predicted model, not a curated record. The coding region runs from base 1 to 561 and encodes 186 amino acids. Lineage: Eukaryota; Cryptophyceae; Pyrenomonadales; Geminigeraceae.
AUGUCAGAGGCGUUGAUGGCAGGCGGCCUGCCCCGCUCCCUGCAUUCCGUCGACAAGCUCUCUGAUACACACCAUUCCCCUCAUACCCCCCAGGACUUUGCUGCUGCAUAUGACAACGUGAAAGAACUAGAACGCAUCCUCCGCAUGAACAUGUUGAACCACAUCGAAGAGGAUAGAAACGUCAAGUGGAAGGACGAGGCCAUCAAGCACGGGCUGAAGAUGGUGGAUGAAGAGAGAAAGCGAGGAGAUGCAGAAAGGAUGAUCCUCUUGAAGAGGAUAGAGUUCCUGUCCGAGGAGCUGGAGGAGUCAAAGAAUCAGCUGGUGGCUAAGACGAAGGAAUGCGAUGAGUUGUUUGAAGUAGCCCAAGAGCUGUCAGAAGAGUUGUCACAACAUGUAUCUUUCGACGAGGACGAAGCUGGGGAGGCUGGACCGAACAAGACGGUGAGCAAGAGACCGAUCAUCCAGAACGCCUUGAAAAACAACCGCUCCUCGAGGGGCAAGAACUGGUUCUCUUUCGCGGACAUGUUCACGUUUCCCAACUGGUGCUCGAAGCCUCAAUGA